Molecule: messenger RNA, 747 nt
Organism: Cuscuta europaea
Lineage: Eukaryota; Viridiplantae; Streptophyta; Magnoliopsida; Solanales; Convolvulaceae
Source: the annotation of a GenBank genome assembly
UUACAAAUUACAUUAUCUUUUCUCUCUCAUUUCUCUCUUCUCAUUUUCUCUUCGGACGAAAAAUUCAAACUAUGGAUAAUAGAGAUAUGGAUAACCAACCAAGCUUUCGUAGUAAUAAGGUUUUAAUACUUGCAGGUGUGUGUCUUCUCUUUGUAUUUGUAGGGAUAUUUUCUAAUCACAAUAACCACAAGACAACCAAAGUUGAAAAUGAGACAACCAAAGUUGAAAUUGAGAUGAUUUGGAAGACAAUUAAAUCUUUUCAUACUCAUAACUUUAUCAACUACGUGAGCAAAAGAGUUGUGCCAAGUACGCCUAACGAACGUCACAACGGGUAUUACCACAUUCCUGAGACUCCUCAAAAGUGAUCUAGGAAGAUGCAAAUGAACUUCGAUUAGACGCCGAUAAAAAGAUAGUGGAGUUCCAAUUCAAGUCUUUGUGUCAAAUUAAACCCAAGUAUGUGGAUGGGAGCGGUAGAGAUUUACUUCGCUUGGAUCCAGAAUUAAGUUGCAGGCGUUCCAUCAUAUGUAAAUAUUAUCAUAUUGAUAAUAUUUAUUAUUAGAAUGUAUAGCUCUGUCCCCCAACUUUGUUUCAUUUUAUCUUUUUUGCUCUGUCUCAUUAAGUUUGUCUCAUGUAUUAUCAUAUUUGAUAAUGUUUGGAUGGUUACAAUUCAUUCUUACUUUAUUCACACUUUAUCAAUUCAAUAUCAACCACAGAAUUUCACGUUUUCCUAAAAGUUGUGUCACACCC